AUGAUCUAUUCAAUAUCGAUUCUAAUUGUAUCUUUCACAGUAAUAUUUUGUAAUGAUUUUGCUGAUUACAAUAUAGUUGGAACAACUGCUCAUGGAUGGGAAUUUGUACGUGAUUUAUUUUUAGAAAAUUUUAUAAAAGAAAAAGAUUUAGGUGCAUCUAUAGCAGUUUAUUAUCAAGGCAAUCCAGUGGUGGAUCUUAUCGGUGGAUGGUUUGAUGAAACACAAAUUAAACCUUACGAUAAUAAUACAUUACAGUUGGUAUUUUCUACGACAAAAGGUAUUGUAGCUAUGGCUGUUGCAAUUUGUGUGCAACGAGGUUUACUCGAUUAUUCAGCAUUAGUAACUAAAUAUUGGCCAGAAUAUGGACAAAAUGGAAAAGAAAAUACAACAGUAGCCGACAUAUUAUCUCAUCGUGCUGGACUUCCAUAUGUAUUAUCUCCAGUUGAUCAAUAUACUAAUUGGACAGCAAUGAUUCAUGAAUUAGAAGAACAACAACCAUUAUGGGUGCCAGGGACUACUCAUGGUUAUCAUUCAACAACUUAUGGUUGGUUAGCUGGUGAACUUGUUCGUCGUGUGGAUCCAAAAAAACGAUCAUUUGGGCAAUUUGUCAAAGAUGAAAUAACAACUCCAACACAAACAGAAUUUCAUAUUGGUCUACCACCUGAUAUGCAGGAUCGCGUAUCACCAGUUGUUCCACAAUUAGAUAUCAAAAACAUACUCAACGAGUCAAUGUUGACUUAUUUUGAAAUAUGGAAUGAUCCUAAGAUACAUCAAGCAGAAAUACCAAAUGCCAUUGGAAUGUCAACUGCCUGGUCGAUAGCACGACUCUAUGCAGCCUUCAUUGGGAAUAUCAAGAAUAAAUUCGGACAACGAUUGAUAGAGGAUGAAUUUAUGAGACGUGCAAUCAAGUCAAAUACACCUGCAAAUGAGAUAGAUCUUGUAUUUCAAUAUUAUUCUGUAUUUGCCAUGGGUUUUCAUCGAUAUGAUUACGCUCUUCCUGCUUAUGGUGUAGAUGUAUUUGGUCAUCAUGGAGCUGGUGGAAGUAUUGGUUUUGCCGCACCCUCGAAGAAUCUUACUUUUGCUUAUGUUAUGAAUCGAAUCCAAACGAAUCCAGCAAUCAUUAUUGAUCCUCGUAUGCAACUUAUGUUGGAUCAGAUUGCUGCAAGAAUUAAUUCUCAGUUCUUUUAA
This is a messenger RNA of Adineta steineri, 1188 nucleotides long. The record is from the annotation of a GenBank genome assembly. Lineage: Eukaryota; Metazoa; Rotifera; Eurotatoria; Adinetida; Adinetidae.